Symbiodinium necroappetens is the source of this 438-nucleotide messenger RNA. The record is from the annotation of a GenBank genome assembly. Lineage: Eukaryota; Dinophyceae; Suessiales; Symbiodiniaceae.
AUGACCCUGACACCCUUUCACCUUGCAAUUCCGGUGCGAGAUAUCGCUGAAGCGCGCAAUUUUUACGGCACCAGGCUGGGUUUUGCUGAAGGGCGCAGCGAUGUGCACUGGGUAGAUUUUGACCUGUUUGGCCACCAGCUGGUUGUUCAUCUGGAUCCGGCGUUAGGUUCGCAGGGACAGGUUGCACACAUCAAACAGGGUGUAGAUGGUCAUGGCGUGCCGGUGCCACAUUUCGGUGUAGUGCUGACCCUGGCGCAGUGGGAUCAGUUCAGAAUGCAAAUAGACGGUGUCAUCGACGAAUUCAUCAUUGAACCGUACACUCGCUUUGAAGGUUUGCCGGGCGAGCAGAAAACCAUGUUCUUUCAGGACCCUUCCGGUAAUGCACUUGAGUUCAAGGCAUUCAAAGAUAUCCAGAGCGCUCUUUUUUCCACCGCCUAA